CCGGGGAUCCGGCCGCGGUGGUGCGGGGACCGGCAGGUGGCGCUGGCGAGCCGCUUCGCACCGCGCCGGGAGAUGAGCUCAGCGGCGGCCGCGCAGCACUUAGGACGGGCGCGCGCUCCGUGGCCGCCGGAGUCCCCGGGCACGCGGGCGCGGCGCCGGCCCGGCAGGUGCUGUCAUUAAUCCCAGACCAUUAAAGAGCUGCUGGAUCUGAAUGGUCAUGGGGGAGGCCAGUAGAGAGGAGUAUAAAAUCCAAUCUUUUGAUGCCGAGACCCAACAGCUUCUGAAGACAGCACUCAAAGAUCCAGGCGCUGUGGACUUGGAGAAAGUGGCCAAUGUGAUUGUGGACCAUUCUCUGCAGGACUGUGUGUUCAGCAAGGAAGCAGGACGCAUGUGCUACGCCAUCAUUCAGGCAGAGAGUAAACAAGCAGGCCAGAGUGUCUUCCGUCGUGGACUCCUCAACCGGCUGCAGCAGGAGUACCAAGCCCGGGAGCAGCUGAGGGCACGCUCCCUGCAGGGCUGGGUCUGCUAUGUCACCUUUAUCUGCAACAUCUUUGACUACCUGAGGGUGAACAAUAUGCCCAUGAUGGCCCUGGUGAACCCUGUCUAUGACUGCCUCUUCCGGCUGGCCCAGCCUGACAGUCUGAGCAAAGAGGAGGAGGUGGACUGCUUGGUGCUCCAGCUGCACAGGGUUGGGGAACAGCUGGAGAAGAUGAAUGGGCAGCGCAUGGAUGAGCUCUUUGUCCUGAUCCGGGAUGGCUUCCUGCUCCCAACAGGCCUCAGCUCCCUGGCCCAGCUGUUGCUGCUAGAGAUUAUUGAGUUCCGGGCGGCUGGCUGGAAGACCACGCCGGCUGCCCACAAGUAUUACUACAGUGAGGUUUCUGACUAGGUUUGGCUCAGUGAUUGCUCACUGCAGCACUGGUCUUUACUCCACCCUCCUCCUAAGAUGGCAAGACAGCUGCCUCUCCCAAAGGCUUUCCCUUUCUGGACUUCCACAUCUCCCCAUUUAUGCCAUAGUCCUCUCAUUCCCUUCCCCCACUCAGAGGUUGGCAGGGACACCAAACAGAUCUGCUCCCUUGGCUCAAGACUGAUCCCCUUUCCCCACAGCUCAAUCAGCCUCUCUCUUACCACCUUUCCCCUGGGCCAGUCAGAGAAGGGCAGUUUCUAACCACUGCACCCUAUAAUAAUUGGUGCAACAUAACCUUGGUGCCUCAGUUUCCCCAUAUGUAAAAUGGGUAAUCACAGUCAUCCAUAGGAUGUUUUGGGAUUUUGAGGAGCACAGAGCACAGCUCGUACCAGAAACUGCUUUUUAUACAUUUUGUAUAAAAACUACUGUGGAAACCAGCCUAUAUCCUCCAGCCAGUUUUAAUGAAUGGUAGUUCUUACAUAAUGUGUUAUACUAGUUCAGAUUAAAGAUUUUCUAAUAAUCA
Molecule: messenger RNA, 1427 nt
Organism: Urocitellus parryii (Arctic ground squirrel)
Lineage: Eukaryota; Metazoa; Chordata; Mammalia; Rodentia; Sciuridae
Gene: Mif4gd
Product: MIF4G domain containing
Biological process (GO): regulation of translational initiation
Cellular component (GO): cytosol
Molecular function (GO): RNA binding; translation activator activity; protein binding
Source: RefSeq, a predicted model, not a curated record